Molecule: messenger RNA, 1414 nt
Organism: Nicotiana attenuata
Lineage: Eukaryota; Viridiplantae; Streptophyta; Magnoliopsida; Solanales; Solanaceae
Exons: 3
Coding region: 209-1105 (298 amino acids)
Biological process (GO): microtubule-based process
Cellular component (GO): dynein complex
Molecular function (GO): dynein intermediate chain binding; dynein light intermediate chain binding
Source: RefSeq, a predicted model, not a curated record
CUUAGCUCAACUCUCACAGGUCCCAAUCCAGUGAACUUGUGUACCCCACCCCUACAUUUUCUACACAUUCUCCAACAUUUCCUCCCACUAAAUUACACUAUUUCUAUUUUCUCCUCCCUUUUCUAUUUUCCUCUUUUUCCUUUCAUUUCUCUUUAUCUGCAAAAUAAGACCUCAGCAGCUGCAGACCCUCCAAACACUUGAGUUUCCCAUGGAUCCCACCCUCAAAAAGCAACCUAAACCUACCCCUUUCUCCGCCACCAUCUCCACCACCAACUCCAAACCCCACCACCCACCAGAUCCCACCACCCUCCCCUCCCCCACUGUCCAAAACAUCUCAACUCACUUUUCCAAGCUCUAUGCAAAUCACAAGAUCCUCAAAUCUACCCCAAAAGGCUCAUCUGGGGGGCAUAGACAUCCUCCUGUUGACACUCAUUUACAGGCCAAAACUCUAGCUGCUGCUACUUCCUCUGUUUUUGAUUCCUCAUGUUCUGCUUUGACCAAGUCAAAGAGUUUACACGGGAGUAGAUAUGUAGCAGAGGGAGAAAAACAUAGCUCUGUUAAGGAUAUUGACAAAGCAAUUGUUUUGCAUGAAAAAGCUGAAGUCAAGAAAAUACCCCACAAGGAAAAGAAAGAGGUGGAUGUUAAAAGGGCAUUAGCUUUGUUAUCCAAGAGCCAAGAUAGUGACCAGUUGAAGGGGUUUCAACAAGGGGGUGAUAAAAUUACCAAUAGGCCAUCUUUUUCUUUGUCAAUGAACGGUGGAAGGAGGAAGUCAUUCAGCUGUUCACAGACUGAGUUAGCUAAUUUCUUUUCUUGCAGUGGUGUGAAAGUUGUGUCUGUGGAUAUGCCACCUUUUAUGCAGAUUCAUGCUGUGGAUUUUGCAAGAAAAGCUCAUGAUAGCUUGGAAAAGUUCUCCUCUAAAUCACUUGGAUUUUCCCUCAAAAAGGAGUUUGAUGGGGUAUAUGGACCAGCUUGGCACUGUAUUGUAGGGACCAGUUUUGGCUCAUUUGUCACACAUUCAGUAGGUGGUUUCAUAUAUUUCUCCAUGGAUCACAAGCUAUAUGUACUCCUGUUCAAGACUACUGUACAAAAAGCAGAAUCAAACUGAAAUCUUUGAGCUUCUACUUUCAUUUUGAAGGGAGCCUUCGCGUAACUAGUAAAGUUGCUGCCAUGUGACCAGGAGGUCAUACGUUCAAGCCAUGGACACAACCUCUGGCAGAAAUGCAGGGUAAAGCUGCGUACAAUAGACCUUUGUGGUCUCACCUUUCCCCGGACCGCGCGCAUAGCAGGAGCUUAGUGCACCGGCCUGCCUUUAUCAUUACUACUUACCGUUCCUUUGUCAGUUAAAUUGGCUUUGUUAUGAUUAUUUCAAGAAAUAAAUUGCUAGUAAAAGGUACUCCCUCCGUUUCAUAUUAAA